AUGAAGGAGACGGAAUUGUUCUGUAAGGAGGGGCUGGAGUACGCGGUUGCAGAGCUGUGGGAAGAAGGUAAGCUGCGGUCUGUCGAGCUUGCGGUGCGGGAAGGCAGGGGCGCAGAAGCGCGGGCACCGGGGGGGCCGCUGGUGGUACUGGACUCGGUGCGGUCGGGCGCGGGGCGCGAGCCUGCGACGGAUUUCUACGCGAAGGUGAUGGGGCCUGUGUUGGCGGUGCUGAGUGUGGAACACGAGUACGUGCGGACCUCCUCUGCGGCCAGCGUGCGUGAGCUCGCAGAAACGUUCCCGCGCACGUCGGAGACGACGGUGCUGGUGAUGUCCGGGGACACCACGAUCUCGGAGUUUGUCAAUGCUCUGGGCUCGGGCGCGGGCGUGACAGUGUACGCACUGCCGCUGGGGACUGCCAAUGCGUGGGCUCACUCUGUGGGCCUGGGGACCCCUGCGAAGGCGCUGCAGGCGUUUGUGCAGGGACGGGUGCACGCCGUGCCAUUUCCGCUAUACCGUGCGCGCUUCCCGAGUGGCUACUCGAUACGCUUCUUCAUUGUGCUGUCUGCAGGGUUCCAUGCGAACUUGCUGCACCUCUGUAACGAUGAAAGGUACCAGCGGCUCGGCGUUGAGCGCUUCCGCGAGGCAAGCACCGAGAUCCUCGAUCGGUACGCAUUAGCAGAACACGUCAGGGUGCGCGCAGCAGACGGCUCUGAGCAGUUGGCAGGGUUGUAUGCCUACUUCGCCCUGCUGAACACGCCGCACCUUGAGGAAACAUAUGUCCCGUCGCCCUUGUCCGAUCCGCUUCUUAAGCAGCUGCACGUAUUAGCGUUUGAAGCUGAGCUGUCGCGUGACAAACUGAACGAAUUGUUGAUGGCAGGCUACUCGACUAUUCGUGGCAGUGCAUUGAGUGCGCCAGGGUUGGUGUAUCGGAACUUGGGCGACAGCUUCACAUUAUCCAUCGAAAAUGGCGCUUCUGAUCGGGUGGCCAACGAAUUGUGCGUUGAUGGCCACCUGCUCAACCUCGUAGAUCUGCAAGCGCCAGGAGACGUGUUUGACGGGAGCAUCGAGGUCGGCGUGGUUCCGGCUUCUUUUGGUCUGAAGGCGCUGGUUCCAGCUCAUAUAUCCUAG
Molecule: messenger RNA, 1128 nt
Organism: Eremothecium gossypii ATCC 10895
Lineage: Eukaryota; Fungi; Ascomycota; Saccharomycetes; Saccharomycetales; Saccharomycetaceae
Product: diacylglycerol/lipid kinase family protein
Exons: 1
Coding region: 1-1128 (375 amino acids)
Biological process (GO): sphingosine biosynthetic process
Cellular component (GO): membrane; cytoplasm; intracellular membrane-bounded organelle
Source: RefSeq, marked provisional